AUGGACUCCCCCAUCGUGGCCCAGCUCUUCCGGCAGCUGUUUCGCAAUCGUUCUGCAGGAUGCCAAGCGCGGGUGCAGCAAUUGCGCCGUGGAUUCCCUGCGGCCACCACAAGCAGCUACCGGCAUCAACAUCACCACCAGCAGGCGAGUUCGUACGCUACGCGAGCCUCCCGAGACCGUGGCAUGAAGUCAAAUGAAAGUCGCUGGCAGCAGAGAACAAACCUUUUACCCGAAGACAGACGGGAGGAGUUUGCGCAGUACCCGUACAUUUCCAUGUCGGAGCUGAAGAAGCGCAAGGAGCGGCCGAGAAAAGUCAAGAUGCUUCUCCGUGACUUUAUCGACGACAGCUUAUACAACCCUUCAUACGGGUACUUUUCCAAACAAGCCGUCAUCUUCUCCCCGGGUGAACCUUUCGACUUUACCACUCUCCGCGACGACCUUGCCUUCCAGUCCGAGCUCGGCCGCCGCUACACCUCCUUCGAAGACCAUCUCGACGACGUCGAAGGCGAGAACCCAACCCGCCAGCUGUGGCACACGCCCACGGAGCUCUUCCGCCCAUACUACGGCGAGGCCAUUGCCCGCUACCUCGUCACCAACUACCGCCUAACAACCUAUCCCUACGACGACCUGCUCAUCUACGAAAUGGGCGCCGGCAGAGGCACCCUCAUGCUCAACAUCCUCGACUACAUCCGCGAAGUAGACCCCCAAGUGUACGCCCGCACGCGGUACAACAUCAUUGAGAUUUCCACCAACCUCGCCUCCCUCCAGAACAAGCACCUCCUCUCGACGGCCGAGUCGCGCGGCCACAGGGACAAGGUGGACAUUGUGAACCGCUCCAUCUUCGAAUGGGACCAGUACGUCCCUUCGCCGUGCUUCUUCCUCGCCAUGGAAGUCUUUGACAACUUCUCCCACGACUGCAUCCGGUACGACGUCGCCACGGAGGAGCCGCUCCAGGGACACGUGCUCAUCGACGGCGACGGCGACUUCUACGAGUUCUACGUCCACGACCUGGACCCCGUGGCCGCGCGCUUCUUCCGCGUCCGCCACGCCGCCACGGGAGGCAACUAUCCGCGUCCGUACCCCACGAACCCUGCGCUCAAGUGGCUGUCCACCAAGAUGCCCUUUGCCGCGAACCUCUCCGAGGCCGAGUACAUUCCCACCCGCCUGAUGCAGUUCUUCGACGUGCUGGAAAAGCACUUUCCGGCCCACAAGCUGCUCACCUCUGACUUUGACUGGCUGCCCCAGGCCGUGAAGGGGUUGAACGCCCCCGUUGUGCAGACGAGGUACCAUCGGAAAAUGGUGCCCGUCACAACGCCGCUGGUUCACCAAGGCUACUUUGACAUCUUGUUCCCCACCGACUUUCGCAUCACCGAGGCCAUGUACCGCGCCGUCACGGGCAAGCUCACGCGCGUCAUGACCCACGGCGAUUUCAUGCGUCGCUGGGCAUACGUGGAGGACACGGAGACGAGGAGCGGCGAGAAUCCCCUGUUGACCUAUUACAAGAAUGCUAGUGUUCUUGUUACUGUCUAG
This is a messenger RNA of Metarhizium brunneum ARSEF 3297, 1530 nucleotides long. It is a transcript of the gene CARM1, whose product is annotated as Protein arginine methyltransferase. NCBI's taxonomy places the organism in Eukaryota, Fungi, Ascomycota, Sordariomycetes, Hypocreales, Clavicipitaceae. Gene Ontology annotation, molecular function: protein-arginine omega-N symmetric methyltransferase activity. Gene Ontology annotation, cellular component: mitochondrion. The record is from RefSeq and is a predicted model, not a curated record.